Messenger RNA from Pantherophis guttatus, 2382 nucleotides. Lineage: Eukaryota; Metazoa; Chordata; Lepidosauria; Squamata; Colubridae. The record is from RefSeq and is a predicted model, not a curated record.
GCACAUUUUAAAAAGACGACACAUCUCUUGCAGGCGUUCUGUCAAUUGGUGCAAUACAUACCAAAAUUAUUCUUUUAGCUCGGUUGCAGAUAAUCGCUUUUUGCCUGGUAAAAUUCGCAAUGUUUGCAGAAUGUUGUAUUUUUGUAUAUUUGUUCACAGGGAACUGAUGCGGACUAAUGGGAGACUUAAUAAAAAGAGGAAAAAAGAGCCUUGUUCAGGAAGAAGAAAACAAGAAAUACAGAAAGAGUGCAGAGAGAUCAGUGAGACAUUUUAAGACGUGCACCUGCCUCCCACUGUCAGAUGUCAAAAAGUAACUGGCACACAACACAGCAAGGUCCUGCUGUGAUAGAAUAUGAACAAACUGUGCAACAAUCAUUUGCUAGCCAGCUUAUUUGCUUCUGAAGUCAACCGUCACCCUUUGCAAAUGGACACCAUCAGAUCCAACAUACUGUCCGUGAAAGAACUGGAAUGUCGUAUAGAUAACUGUAGGUUGGAGUCACAUGCACUAGAUGAAGUGUGGCCCAAAAUUUAUAUAGGUAACAUGGUCACAGCGCACAACAAGGAGGAGCUGAGUCGACAUGGCAUCACCCACAUACUGAAUGCAGCACACGGUGCUUGGGGGAGCAAAGGAAACCAGACCUUCUAUGGAUCAGAAUUCUCUUACUACGGCAUAGCAGCAGAAGACUCUGUAGAUUUUGACCUAAGUGUCUAUUUUCAUCCAGCCUCAAAAUUCAUCCACCAAGCACUCAGAGCCCCAAAAGGUUUGGGCUACAUGGUUUCUGUAGUUUUUUCUGCUGCCAUGUUCUCUGCCUACCACACCCAGCUCUGCAAUGACCUCAGAAGCAAACAUAGUUUCCAUGCGGUUCAAAGUCUGACUCAUUUGAAAACUCCGAAAAAAAUUGGGUGGAGACGACUCAGAAGGCAGCAUUUGACACAGAGCGCAACAACGGGAAACAAAAGUCCUGGAAAACAGAAGGUCAGCGGGGAAUCAUCGUUUGAACAGAAGUAUAGAGCAGCCAUGACCAAUCUAAGCACUUGUUCUUCCCACAAUCCCAGUCCAGAGAGGAAAAACCGUUAUGAGACCCCAGCAUUGUCUGAACUGCAGAGACUGGUAUGGGCCAGAGGAGGGUCUGACAAUCAUGUGGACCAAGUGUGGCCAAACCUCUACCUUGGAGAUGCAUGGGCAGCAAGAAGUAAAUCCAUUCUUCAGAGCAUUGGCAUCACUCAUAUCCUUAAUGCAGCUGAUGGGCCCUACAACAUCAACACUGGAGCACGUUAUUACCGAGACCUGCCGAUUCAGUACUACGGAGUGCAAGCUUUUGAUGACAAUUCGUUUGACAUAAGCGUCUUCUUCCACGAAGCUGCCGAUUUCAUACACAAGGCCUUAAAUACUGCAGGAGGCAAGGUCUUUGUCCAUUGUGCUAUGGGGCUAAGCCGUUCGGCCACGUUAGUGUUGGCGUACUUGAUGAUCCACGAAAACCUGACACUUGUGGAAGCCUUGAAAUCAGUGGACUCUCACAGAGGCAUCUGUCCAAACACCGGAUUCCUCAGCCAGCUCCGAGCCUUGGACAUCAAAUUAAACGAUGAAAAGAAGAGAGAUAACACUAUGGCAAAAGGGGACUGAAUAACUCUGCAAAUAUAGGAAUUCUGCAGCAUCUAUGCUUUCAUUUGGAACGAUUCAAUCAGCAAAACCUUCUACUGAGACUGGGAGGGAAGAAAUGCUUCCUUUUAAUGUAGUAAAACACAUGGAGCAGAGUAAAAAUGGGAAUAAUAUUAAAUAUAAAGAAGACCAAACUCAUGACAAUAAGCAAAACAACCAGCCUUAGAAUUAACAAGAUACUGAAGUGAUGGAUAGUGUAGAAAGUUAGCACCUGCCCCUCUCCUAGAAGAACGAAAUAUUCUAGGAAAUAUUAAAAAGGCAGAAUAUUAUAUUUCCCUGGAUGAGAAAAGGAGAAACGUGUUUUUAAAGACAAAGAGCAGCUCUCUGCAGCUCCCUGCCCCCAGCAGAUAUUUGGUUCACAUUAAGACUGGGCCAGCCUAUCUACAAGACAAAAGUCCUCCAGCUCCAGGGUGAUGGGAUUAAGACAUGACCCCUCAGGACAUAAUAGGAUUAGCCCUCUACCCAUCUAACAGCAGGGCUCACUGCAUUGCAAAAUCACCUGGGGACAUUACAUCAGCCCAAGGUUCCACCAAAGUUGAUUCAGACAAAUUUGACUCCAUAUGGGAGUCUGACAGCAACCAAUAGAAUACAUGCUCUUGCCACAGGAACAGGAAGCUCAAGGGCAAGGCCCAAGAGAGGGUUUAAAUAACCCUCACUCUCCACUCCAUGUGUUCAGCUGCCCAGGACUUCAAAUCCAUCAAUAAACCAUCUUUCCAAUCAGC